This is a messenger RNA of Meloidogyne enterolobii, 1494 nucleotides long. NCBI's taxonomy places the organism in Eukaryota, Metazoa, Nematoda, Chromadorea, Rhabditida, Meloidogynidae. The record is from the annotation of a GenBank genome assembly.
AUGGUCAAGAAGGGUAAAGCGCCAGGAAAGAAGAAAUCUCCGGCCUCGAAAAAGCCUAAAAAAGCUCCAAAAGUUAAUGCAGGGAAAGUGAAGAAGGCCAAAGCGGUUUCUAAAGCGGGAAAGAAGCCAAAGGUUGGAAAGUCAUCUGCGGGUGCAAAAACAGCAGUUAGUGGAAAAACAGCGGUUGGAGGAGGGAAAACAGCAAUAGAAGGUACAAAAAUUGAGAAAGGUCCUAAAGCUGAUAAGCCAAGUAAAAUUAAAAAGGCUGGAAAGAAGAAAACUCCAAGUGCAAAGACUGCCGUGGAUGGUGGAAAACCUUUGAAGGAGAAGAAGGCACCAAAAGCAGAAAAAGGCAAAAAGAAGGAAGGAAUUGGCAAAAAGAAAGAAGGAGGGGAUAAAACGAAGGCAGAAGGAGGGGGUGAUAAAACGAAGAAAGAAAGGGGUGAUAAAAAGAAGAAGAAAGGAGUGGAUAAAAAAGGAGGAAAAGGGGCAAAAGGUAAAAAGGGCAAAGGACCUAAAACAGCUGAAGAUCAUGAAAAAGGAAAUAAAAGUUUAGACAAAACAGUUGGAGCUACAACAAUAGAUAAGGAAGGAGAUACACAUAAAGAAGCAAAACAAGACAAAAAAGGAGGAAAAGAAAAGGGUAAAGAGAAAGAAGGCAAAGAAAAGAAGAAGCAGCCAAAGGAAGAUAAAAAACAAAAACUUUCCAAAAAUGACAAAAAACAACAAAAAGAUAAAACUGCUGCUGGUACUUCUUCUGUUCAACAAUCUUCCGAAUCUUCAAUUUCUGAUACAAAAAAAGAUAAAAAAGAAGAAAAGAAAAAAGAUAAAGAAAAGAAGAAAAAAGAAAAGAAGAAGGAGAAGAAGAAAAGAGAGAAAGAAAGGAAGUCUGUAUCUGUAUCUUCUUCAAGUUCUUCAUCUGAAGAAGAAGUAGUAGUAGAAGCAAAGAAGCCAUCUCGCAUUGGAAGAAUUGCUGGUCUUGUGAAAAGAAAAACUGUUGGGGUUGCUAAAUUCGUUAUUAAUAAAAUAAAAAAUAUUAGAGUAAAGAAAAGGGAACAAAAGGAAAAAGAAGAAAUGGAAAGAAAUCUUCCACCUAAAAAGGAAGAAACGGAAGAAGAAGAGGAAACUUCUGAUGAGGAUGAGAGUGAAGAAGAGGAGGAAAGUUCUGAAGGAGGGAAAGAUGAAGCUGGAUAUGUGGCUAUUGGGGAUAUAGAUACAGGGUCUAUUAAAGUAGAUAAGAAGAAAAAUAAUAAAGAAGAUUUGGGAGAAGGAAAGAAGAAAAAGUUACAAACAAGGGGAAAAGAACAACCAAAAGGCCAAACAUCUGAAAUGUCAACAAUAACUUCUAAUUAUAAUCCUGAUACUUCAACUGUUAAUGCUCAAAGCAAAACUUCUAUUGCAACGAAAACUGAUGCAAAUUAUAAUAGUGAAAUUUGUAUGACAACAAAGUCAAUAAUGCCAAAGGAGGAUUUGAAGAAGAAAAAGAAGAAAUAA